Molecule: messenger RNA, 39654 nt
Organism: Biomphalaria glabrata
Lineage: Eukaryota; Metazoa; Mollusca; Gastropoda; Planorbidae
Product: microtubule-actin cross-linking factor 1, isoforms 1/2/3/4-like
Exons: 91
Coding region: 74-37414 (12446 amino acids)
Biological process (GO): intermediate filament cytoskeleton organization; wound healing
Cellular component (GO): cytoskeleton; intermediate filament; membrane
Molecular function (GO): calcium ion binding; structural molecule activity; microtubule binding
Source: RefSeq, a predicted model, not a curated record
CAAUGUGAGAUAACACCAUUUCGUUAACUUAUUCAAUGUGUACAAACAACGAUAAGCACAUUGUUCGCGGACAAUGAAUCAAAAUAGGUGCCAGAAGUGUGGUCAGUGGCUGUUCUGUCCAUGCUCUGUGACGUCUUCACUGGCCAAGACCGACUGGUACAGAGUCUGGAGAAGAGUGAACAUCCUCCUAAACACUAGAAGGAGCGGCGAUCCACACCCGGUAAGCAGAAGGCUCCGGGUUCACCUCUGGCAGCACAAGGUCUCCGUGAUGGUCCGUGAUCCGACGUGGAGGCUCGCGUUGAGUCAGCUCCAAGUAAUCGACAUAAGUUGUGCUCCUUGCCAAGAGCCUGGGGCAUACUCCUGCUACAUGUGUCAGCUGCACGCGUAUCUCAGACUUGAGACUCUGGUCUCUGUUGGCUUCACUGUGUUGACUUCCUGCAGGUCAUGCGGAACAUCGUCUUUGUGUCUCUGUCGAGACCGUAGAAACGAUCUCAGCGUCACGAUUCCAACGCGCUUGAGGUAUUGGAUUCGUGAUACUCUGACUGGAACACAGUGCCCUCUGUUUUCUCCUGGAGUGUCCAGCAAUAACUAUCGAAAGAGGUGGAAAUAUUUGUUACAAAACCUUGUUUUGAUAUAUGGUAACACAUAUUUACCGGACUUAAUCGCUCAUGUCCAGGAACAUAAAACUCCACAACGGAAUACUUCUCGGCUUUUCGAUUCAAGUGGUCAUUUAUAUUUAUCCACAUAUCAGGAGAGUAACACUGUUGGUCAUUCUACUGGACGUCCACUUAAGACCUGUCGCACUGACGAUGUGACCAGGAACAGUGUAUGCCCGUGUUUACUUCAUUUACUCCGAUUAGGACGACGUCCUGUUCAAGUUGAAAGGUGCCAUAUUGAAGAUGGGGCUCUAGAGACAACAAAAGCGCAAGCAUUAACACUCACCCGUUUGAGCAAUCCAAACCAAGAAUCUGUUACAUCUUCAGAGCAAGCUAGGGAUGCUAGAAGUAAAACUCUUGCCCUUCAGAUUUCGGAUGUUGUUGUCCCAGGACAGGAAGACAUCACAGCCAAAGAAGCUCUCCUGCUGUGGAGUAGGAGGACCACAGAGGGCUACCCGGGGGUAAAGAUAAGAGAUUUCUCCUCUUCCUGGAGAGAUGGAAAAGCUUUUCUCUCCAUCUUACACAGAAAUAGGCCAGAUUUGGUAGAUAUCAGGCAGGUCAAACACAAUAGCAACAAACAAAAUUUGGAAAUAGCUUUCAGCAUUGCUGAGAGAGAAUUUGGUGUCACUAGGCUGUUGGAUACUGAUGAUGUCGAUGUACCUCACCCAGAUGAGAAAUCUAUCAUCACCUAUGUUUCCUCAUUAUAUGAUGUCUUCCCUGUUGUCCCCAGUGUGGAACAAACUCUCAGAGAUAAUGAAAGACAACUCAAGAUUGAGGAGUACAAAGAAUUAUCAAUGUCCCUCCUUACCUGGCUGAGAGAUGCCAUUAAACUAAUGCUCUCCAGAAACUAUCCCACAACACUACUUGAAAUCAAGGCCCUACAUUCUGAUUUCAAUCGUUUCCGUUCUGAAGAUGUUCCUCCACGGUUAGAAUUGAAGAACAGAGCACUGAGAUUAUUUGAUGAAAUUCAGAGUUUAACAACUGAGCCCUCCCAUAUGACUAUAGAAGAUGAACUCCUGCCUCAUAAUGUGUCCCGUAUGUGGAGCAGAUUUGAAGCAGCCAUGCAGGAGAGAGACAUGACCCUACAAGCUGAAGUCAUCAGGCUAGAAAGGCUUCAUAGGCUCGCUGACAAAGCCCAAAGAGACAUCCGGUUUAAUGAGGAGACAUUGGCAGAUCUGUCCCGAAGAAUAGAGGACACAGCACGUGGCCUUGACGUUAUGCAUCCCUUUGAAGCUAAACGUAACUGUGAUACAUUGGACAGAGGUCUGAAGGGUGUGGAGGAAGCACUCAGGGGGCUCUUUCGUGACUGCCAGACAUUGCAAGAUGGCAGUCAUCCUUAUGCUGAACAGCUUUAUAAAAGGGUUUCUGACCUGCAAGCUAGAGUGUCCAGCCUAAAAAACAAAUUGUAUGCUCAAGUGGUUCAUCCAUUGCUUGGCAGAUCUACAGAAGAAAAACAUUUUACCAAAUCCCGUGCAGAGGUAACAUCUGAAAGCAGGCUCUUAGAGACAAAUCCUGCUUUUAGGCAUGUCCAGGACUGUCUCAAUUGGGUGGAUGCCAAGCAGAGACAGUUAGAGGAAGCAGUGUAUGAUAGUGACAUGUCUAGAGUACACGAAUUAUUGGCUGCACACAGAAGAGAGCAUGAGGAAGUGAUAGCAUUCCGCUCUCAGAUAGACAAGUGUAUCAGUGAUAGAGCAACACUUUCGUUAGAAGAACAAAAGUUGUACACACAAAACCUUUCUAAAGUAGAGGUGGCUUACUCCCUUCUUUCGAAAACUUCCAGUCGUCGUUUACGGUGUUUAGAAUCUCUGCAGGAUUUCCUGCAAGCUGCUACAGCAGAACUGUUGUGGUUGGGUCAGCAUGAAGAAACAGAGCUAGCUAGAGACUGGGGAUCCAAGGAGCUCAAUUUAGUGGAACUAGAUGAACACCACAAGUCUCUAGUUCGCCAAAUGGAGUCCAGAGAAAGACAGUUUAAUGCUGUUCAAGAAAAAGGUGGGGCAAUGAUAUUAGACAGACAUCCAUGUGCUCGUACAAUAGAGGCCUACAUGUCAACCUUACAGUCCCAGUGGUCAUGGCUUAUCCACCUGACCUGGUGCCUGGAGGCCCAGCUCAAGUACUGUGUAGAUCACAACACCUUCUUUGAGGAAGCCCAUCACUGUGAGCAGUGGAUGUCUAGACAUGCAGAGCUCCUGAUGAAUAGGUUCUCCUCAGACAACAUUCCCAUUGAUCAAGCACAGAUUCUGCUGGCAGACUUAAAUGGUAUACAAGACCAAAUCAGAGAAUAUGACCGAAGAGUAUCUUCUCUGGUGGUAAAGAGCAGUGACAUCAUUCCUUUGAAGUUGAGAUCACAAAAGACAAAUGCCCCCAUUCGGAUCCGAACUCUCUGCCCUUGUCACCAACAAGACAUUUACUUGCAGAGAGGAGAGGAGUGUUUCUUGAUGAGCAAUUCCCAGAGAACCAAAUGGAAGAUCAAAACCAUGACAGGCCUUGAAGCUGAUGUUCCAUCUGUGUGCCUCCUGAUUCCUCCCCCCAAUCAAGAGGCUAUAGACAUAGCCAGCAGAUUGAAACUUCAGCAUGAGAGACUUGCAACCCAGUGGAAAACACAGCAGAGAAAAGUUCGCAUGGCUGCCAUAUUUGCUGCUGUUAAACUGGUCAAAAGCUGGGAUAUCAAGCGAUUUCUGGCCAUGGAUCCUGCACAGAGAGAGGCUGUAUGGCGUGCACUGAAAGAAGAUGGUGAGAAGUUAAUACUUGAAUGCGGCACAUCCGAUAGAGACAUGCGUAAAUUGGCAGAGGAGUUAAAGCAAUGUGGAGAAAUCUACCAAGAUCUGUGUGACAAAGCGGCUGCCAAGGAGGGUCAGCGUAGUGUAAGUACUGCCCAAAUAGUACUUCAACGAGUUGAAGCAGUUAGUAGAGAGCUGGGUGCUACUGACCAACAGCUGUCUACUUUGUUACACAGACCAUUGCCUCAGAACAACUUGUCAGUACAAGAAUCAUUCCGUUCCUACAGAGAAUUCCAAUUAAAGUUCGACAAGCAUGAGAAUGAGAUCCGUGUCCUUCAAAAGGAGGUGAAGGAAAUCACCCCCAGCAACUCAAAUAUAGAGUCUAAACUGAAUCUUGUGGUACAGAAAGCUGAACAAAUGAAAGUUAUUUCUCAUAUCUACAUUGACAGGCUGAAGGGCACUGAAGUUGUCAUACAAGGCAUGAAUGAGGUCAAACAACUCAUCUCAGAUUUUGAAGGUUCUUUAGCCUCACAUGAUAAUAUGACCUCUGACCUCUCUCAGUUGAAAACUGUCAAAAAUGACCUUGUGAGCCUUCAAGAGUCCCUGCAACACCAGCAUCCUAAAUUGCAGCACCUGAAGGAGGAUGUGGAGAAUUUGCGCUCCCUCGUGGAACAAAGUAGACCUGGUACUGCUAAACACCAUGACGUGGAAAGGGUGGAAAAAGAAGUGAGUGACCUGGCCAACAGGUGGGACCAGAUCUGCAUACAAACUGUGGAACGACUACGUAGUGUUGGGUCCUGCCAGGAUCUUCUAUCUCUUUAUCACAAUGGUCUCCACACAGAGCAGCAGUGGGCAUCUCAAAUGGAGAAGAGGAUCUCCUCUCAGCCUUCUCUUAAUGGUGAUGUAGUGGAUGCUAAGUCACACCUGGAACCAACCAUGGCCAUCUAUAAUGCCCUUGGUGACCACAGGUACCAGAUAGAAUCAGUGAACAGAUAUGGUGGUCAAUUCAUUCGUGAAGCCAAGAUUUCAGACAAAAGAUUAAAGCAGUUUAAAGAAAGUAUUGGAGACUUCAGCUCUGCCAAGGUUCCAGAGUUUAAAAAAUUUAAAAGCCAGGAUGGCGCUGAUGUGGUCAGAGAUGAGCUUGACCGCACCAACAGGUUAUAUAUGGAAAUGGUGGAUUGGGCCAACACCAGGCUCAAACAGAUCACUGAUAUUUUGUCCACUCAUGGUGACAUGCAGUUCCAGAUUGUUAUGGAUGAAGAUGUUCCUCUUUUGCGUACAUUCCGUGCUGAACUAGCCAAGAGAUCCUCUAUGCUAGUGGAUGAUGAUAUGAAAGAGUAUUUUACUCAACAGUUUGAUGGUCCAACUCCAUCCCAGGCCAGCUAUGGCACUCCACCAGCAGACCAGACUUUCAGGAGUUCAUUGGUCAUAAGGCCAGAACCUACAGCUUCACCUUUUGCUGAGUAUUCACAGGUCAUUAAGGUGCAGCAAAGGUUAAAGAACAUGGAUAAUGAGUCAGCACCUGUGAGUGGACCAAGUAUCUCUACCUUCUCUGCCACAAUGAAGGCUAUGGAAAAUGCCUCCACCAAAGUUCAGCCCCAGAACAUAAAGACUUUUGCCUUGAUCUCAGAGCCUGGUCUUCAGAAAACACUACAAGAACAAAGUGUGGUUACAAUUGAGAGAGGAGAGAUUGCCACCAGGGGUCAGAUAUUACAUGUGACAGCCAUUAUGAACCCAUUCACUUCUCAGAAAGUGACUCUUCUAGAGGCAUUACAGAGUGGGCUUAUUGACCCCAAAACAAAGACCUUUAUCAAUCCUUCAACUCGACUCAAAAUGUCUCUUGCUGAUGCCACAAAAAAAGGCUAUAUCGAUGAGGUCUUACUGAAACAGCUUACCUCACCUUGUGGUCUAACUGAUCCUCAAAGUGGUAAAGAGAUGUCCCUUUUAGAGGGUAUUCAGAAAAAACUUUUUGACCCAAGCAAUAACUCUUUUGUAGACUCUACCAACGGAGAGCAAGUGUCUGUUACUGAAGCAGUAUCAAGAGGUCUUAUAUCAGAAUCCUGCUCCAGACUACUAGCUGGAGAAACACUUGAUCUGUCAGCUGUAACACAUACUCAGGCAGUCUUUGCAUCAACUGUGCCUGUCAAGUUGCAGUCCGGUUUGAGUUUGGGUAAACUAAUUGAGAAAGGUCUUUACAGUGAAAUUACAGGGAAAGUGACAGAUCCACUCUCCAAGACAACUGACUUAACUGUCUUGGAGGCUGUGGAGAAAGGAUACAUCAACCCAGAUUAUCAAGAAAUUGAAGAUCCUUCUUCAGGGAACUACAUAACUUUAACUGAUGCUGUUACUGAUGGAAUAAUCGACCCAUUUAAAGGCACUUUCAAUCAUGCAUCUACAAAGCAGAAGCUAUCUUUGACAUCAGCUGCAAGCAAAGGUCUAAUAAGAACUGCCACAUCUUUGUCUGACCACAUCUCUCAGGGACACCUCACUGAUGAUGGCAGAGUAUAUGACCCCACUACUGGAAGAAUACUAACCAUUGCAGAAGGUAUUGAUAGUGGAGUUAUCAGCAAGGACAAGAAAUGCAUUCUUGAUCCAAACACUGAAAAGGUUUUAUCAGUGGAAGAGGCAAUUUCAUCUGGACUUAUGAUGCAAUCUGGGCUUUUUGUCAACAUUUCUGAUAAUUCCAAGCACUCAGUUCUGGAUGCAUUGAAGCAAGGCAUUAUAAAGUUUGUCCAUGAAGAUGUUGAAUUUUCCAGAACUGGUGUUAAAGAUCCCAAGAGUUCAGAGGUUGUAACUCUUGCAGAAGCUAUUAAGAGAAAAAUAGUGACUCCUCAUGGUACUUAUUUGGAUAGCAGGACUGGUCGAGAAAUGAGCCUACAACAGGCAGCAACAUCUGGCUUAAUGGACAGAGGCCUGGUGAAGGACCUCAGCAAGCCAACUAGCAUUAAGGAUACCCAUGGAAGAAAUAUUUCAAUAGCUGAGGCCAUGCAGAAAGGACUACUUGAUGUUGAGACUGGCACCAUACUAAACACUAAAACAAAUGAAAGGUUGAAAAUGCAGGAAGCAUCUUCAGCAGGCAUGAUAACUGCAUUGGAAGCAACAAAUAUUUUAAGUAUGAUUUGUCCAAUGAUAGUUUCUUCCACUGUAUACACUCACAUUGAGACACACAAAUCAGUUGAAACACUUACAUUCUCUCAAGCAGUUUCUCAUGGCUACCUUGAUCAAAACACAGGAAACUUCAGGGAUCCCCAGACUGGUGAGAUCAUGGGCAUAGAAGAAGCAAUUAGCAGAGGCCUCUUAAGACUGUCAUCAAAUUGGCCUACGCCACCAUCAUUGUCAAAGCAGCUCCAUGAAGAUGUCAAGUCAUCAGAUGUCAUGUCAGAAUCAUUCAUGACAGUCACCUCUGGGGACCAUACCAGAAGUAUCCCAAUCCAACCUGGUUCCCGAAAGUUGGAAUCCAGCUUUAUUACAAAGACUGACUCUCAGUACUCAUUGACAACAACUACCUUAGCUAAACCACUUUUUAGACAGUCAGUUAUCUCUGAAACCAGAGAAAUUAACCUUCUAUCUGUGAUUGACAAAAGGACUGGUAGAGAACUGAAUGUUGAAGAUGCUAUUAAAAGAAAGCUAAUUAACUUGGAGACAGGACAGUACACUGAUCCUAUCUCUGGAGAAGUUAUGUCUUUGAACAAAGCAAUAGAAAAAGGAUUUAUAAAGGCAGAGGAAAUGUCUGGGACUCAGAAGAAUGGAGCUGCUGUCAGGGAGACAAGAGCUUUUUCAAUUGUUGGUGUCAUUCAUCCCAAAACCAAACAACGUCUUACAGUUGGGCAAGCAAUAGCUGAUGGCAUUCUGGACCAGUCAAAGGGGCUUUAUAAUGGCCUGGAUGAAUAUGGAAAUCCAAAGUCAAUAAAAAUCAGUGAAGCCAUAGAGAAGGCAUUGGUGGUUGUUGAAGACAUUAAUGAGACGUCAGUGGGGGCUGAAUCACUGCUGAGGGAAACUAAAUCUUAUAUUCUAAAAACAGUUUUGCAUCCAAUUACAAGAAAGCAUAUGAGUGUAGCAGAUGCUGUCACUGAAGGCAUCAUCAAUGAAUCAGAAGGUGUCUACCUCAACUUUGCAACUGGGGAGAAGAUACCCAUUCAUGAGGCAAUAGAAAGAGGUUAUAUAUUUGCCCAACUUUCAUCAGUCACUGCAGACAUUGAAGCCAGUGUUAAUAAAUUAACCACAACAAAACUGGCCACUCUUUCUGUAACAGCAGUUGUAGAUCCACGUAAUGGGCAGCUUGUAACGGUCUCCAAAGCUGUAAGUGAUGGCAUACUAGACCAGGUGAAAGGUAUCUAUGUGAACCCCCAAACUGGAGAGUCCAUGACCCUUGGAGAUGCUAUAGAUAAACGAUUGGUCUUUGCAGAGUCACCUGAAACCCAGUCUAAUGACCCACUUGAAAAGGCAGAGAUCUCAAGUAUCCACAUCACAGAUGAUCAUGAAGCAUCCGAUGCUACUUUAAUGGAAGCUGUUCAUUCUGAAACUGUCACCAUGAGCAUCACUAGUGUCAUAAACCCUAAAACCAUGGAGAUCAUCUCUUAUGACAAAGCUGUUAGCUUGGGGGUUUUGAAUGUGAAGAGGGGUACAUACAAUAAUACACUGACUGGCGAGUCUCUCAGCAUCACUGCUGCUAUGGAGAAAGGACUUAUUCAUGGUGAGGUCACUUCCAAAAGAAGAGAUGUUGACAGCAUGAGAAGUAUGGUGUCUGCCUCUGCUCCUUUAUUUCUCAAAGAUAUUACUUCAGUCAUUGAUCCUAGGACCAAAAAAGAAAUCUCCAGAGACAAAGCCUUGAAAGAUGGCAUUAUCAAUGCAGAUAAAGGCACUUAUUACAACCCUGUAACACAAAAAGAAAUUGAUAUUAGUCAAGCCAAAGAUUUGGGAUAUCUGGUAUUAUCUAAAGCUUCUGAUGCUGCUGAAAUAGAACAGUCUCUUGAAGAAAUAGGCAAACGUGAGGCUCAACUUGCAUCUCCAAGGAUUCCCAAAGACUCCAAAAAGCCUUGGUCAAAAGUAGACAUUGAGUUAGAAAAAACAAUUUCUACUGGAGAAACUCUGAAAACAAGAUUCCCUGCUUCAGAAACACUUCAGUACACAACAGAUGUUGAACAGGAUUCUUUUGAUGGGUCUCAAAAACUCCCCUCAUCAGCUCCAGAAGAUCAAUCAUUAACUGUAGAUGUAAAAUUAAGAACUGCUGAUGGAAUGUCAUAUGCAACUGCUGCCAAACUUGGAUUGGUGAACCAUGAAACAGGAAGAAUUAGAGACCCAAGAACAGGGGAAUGGUUGACUCUGCAGGAGUCUAUUGAUAGAAAAGUAAUUGAUGCCAAAAUGCCCUGCUUAGUUGAUUCUGAAGCUGGAAACUCCAUGUCAUUGGAAGAAUGUAUCAAAAAGAAUAUUAUUAGCAUCCAAACUGGUAAGAUUAAUACCAACUUAGCCAAACAGUUAGGAUUCAAAGAGGAUGUUUUACCUAUCUCAGAGAGUGCCAAGGAUAGUAGAAAUCUGAUUGAUAGUGUUUCUGCUGGACUUUUCAAUGUAAUUACAGGAAAAAUACUAGAACCAGUUUCUGGACAACGCAAUACCUUACAAGAAGCAUUGGAUAAAGGGGUCAUUGAGGGAGAAUUGGUUACUGUCAAGGACACAUUGACAGGGGAAAGAAUCCCACUUAGCUUGGCUGUAAAGAAAGGACUCGUUAAUGGUAACAGGGCAGAAGUCUAUGAUACAGCACAAAGAACAACCAUGCCUUUACCAAUAGCCAUAGAGAACAAAUUAGUGGAAAACAAGUUCAAUAUACAGGAUUUAUCUGUUACAGACAACAGGACUGGUGAGCACAUUCCAUUGCGGAAAGCUAUAGCAGAAGGUGACUUGAAGGCUGAUUCAGUGGUCAUCAAAGAUACACUAACUGGUCAGCAGGUCACUAUGGAUGUUGCUAUUUCACGAGGUCUAGUGGACAGAGCUGGCAAUGUAGUUGAUAAGCAAACUGGCAAAAAGAUGUCACCUCAGGAUGCUCUGAAACUAGGAUUCAUGGCCAUAGCAGGAGCUCCCAUUGUUGCUGGAAAGAUGGUGGUUGAUGCAAUUAAAGAUAAAAGCAGCAGUCCAUCCAAAUCUGAUUCUAAUAUUUCAGAAGUAUUUAAAACAGAAAAGACAAUGGUCACAAAAUCUAUUGUACAAUCAAAUAAAGCAACUGAUCUUAAGGAUUCAGAAAUAAAAACAAUCUCUAUCAAACGAAAUGGUCCUGAUUCUCCAGUGGUCGGUGUUCUUGGACAGAAAGUUACAAUCACAUUAGACCCAGGCACUCCAGAGGCAACAUCUACUGCCAAAGUUGGGGAACCUAUUUCUAUUACAUUCCAAAGGAAAGGACAAGAACAAAAGCUGAUCUCACCUUCAGUUGAGUCAGAUAAAGUCACAUCGUCUUCUAAAGAGUUUACAUCAAAAAUAGAAUUUACAACUAAAUCUACUGAGUCCUCAAGAACCAUAGAACUUUCCCCAUCAUCGCCAUACAUCAUUCCAUCUCCAGUUCAGAAGUCUCCUCAAAUUGCAGAAGUACAGAAAUUACCAAUGACUCACACUGUCAUCACAAGUACUCGUAUUAUUAGCAAAGACACUGCAGACUCUAGGACUCUAAAUAAAGGGGAUGCCCAGGAUAAAACAUUUAGAGAGGCAUCCCUGGUCAAUCUGGAAAUAAACUGGGAAAAUGGAACUGUGAUGGACCAGGUGUCUGGGAAUAAAAUGACUGUCACAGAAGCUGUUCAGAAAGGAUUGAUUGAUUCAGACAAGGUGGAGCAUCUAGCCAUAAAGAGCACACAGAAAUUCCAGGUAAUGCCUCAGAUAGAAAUAAACUGGGAGCAAGGUACAAUCUCAGACCAAUCCACAGGAGAGUCAUACACCAUUGAAAAAGCACUGCAGAAGGGACUAAUUGAUGCUCCAACAGCAUCAGCAUUGGCUGUGGUUACAGAGAGCAAUGCUUUCAUCUCACCCAUAAAGAGCAGGAAAGCAGAAACUUCAGAAGAGCCAUACACACUAAACAGAGCUAUCAAAGAUGGAAGCUAUAGUCCAUCUUCAGGAAAACUCAUUGACCCAGCAACAGGAAUCCCAAUGUCAGUUUUAGAAGCUAUUGAAAAGAAUGUUAUUGAUGGAAAAACAUCAAGCAUUAUUGAUCCUCAGACUGGAAAGAAAACAAGUUUAAAAGAAGCAAUAGACUCUAAAAUGUUUGAUCCUGUGAAAGGAGAAACCAUUCACAAAGGUACAAAGGAAAGAAUUACUUUGCAAGAAGCUGAUAUUCAGGGACUUAUACCAGGUCAGGAAUAUCAAAGAACUACAUCCAUUAAUGAUAUACCUCCUAAAGUGCUUCCAAAAUCAAUGCAUAAGAGUGUCAGGGAAGAGCCAAAAAGAACAGAAACAUUCAUUACUGAUGAUACAAAAAGGUUAUCAUUUGCUGAAGCACUUGAUCAGGGGUUCAUAAAUUUAGAAAGUCAACAAUAUACUGACCCCAACUCUGGUCAGAGAUUGGCAUUGCUUGAUGCUAUUAGAGAACAGCUUAUUGACACUGAGGUUUUAUCUGGAGCUAUUCCUAGCAAGGGUAUUAAUUUAAUUCAAGCCAUAGAUGACAAUGUUCUUAAUGAAAGAACAGGAGUGUUCCAUGAUCCUGUAACUAAAGAAAACCUCACCUUCCAAGAUGCUGUGCUCAAAGAUAAACUUGACGGAAACUUGACAUUCUAUGAUGUGAAGUCUGGGGAAAUAUUUUCACUGAAUGAAGGUUUACAAGAAGGAAGAAUAGAUCCUAAGUCUGGGAAACUUUUGGAUGAGUCUAGUGGUAAGCAAAUGACUCUGAGAGAAGCAGCAAGGAUGGGUGUAAUAGCUAUUAUUGGUGCCCCAGUAGCUCUAGCUAUGGCUGCUAAAGACGCUUUAGAUUCUUCUAGUGAUAGAAAAAAGAAAGAUUUCUCUCAUUCUGAUGGUGCUGGCCUUUCAUUCCAAACAUCUACUGUGCAUCAAUUAUCUUCUGAUGUAAUUGAAGUGACUCAACUUGAACAAAGUGUCCCAGAGACCAGCUUUUCUGACUCCAUGACUCUCUAUGAGUCUGUCUCUAGUGGCUAUCUGAAUCCAAAAACUGGUGCUUUCAAAGAUCCCAGUACCAACAAAACCAUGGACGUUAGUGAUGCUAUAAUGACUGGACUAAUCAAAAAAGAUUCUGCCACCAUUAAAGAUCCUCACACUGGAAGGCAAAUGAAUCUUGAGGAAGCACUGAGGCAUGGUGUGAUAGAUGACAAUGGUCACAUGGUUGACCCCAUUUCAGGGCAUGCAAAAAACUUAGACCAGUGCAUCAAAGAUGGUAGUGUUCUGGAGACUCAAACAAAAGACAAUGUGGUAAUUUUUUCUAAGACUACAGAGAAGAUACAGGUAGAAGGGGUGUAUGACCCAACUUUAAAACAUGAUAUUGAUCUUGGAGAAGCUAUGCACAAAGGUAUUAUCAGUCUGAAAGAUGGCACCUAUAACAACCCAGACACAGGAGAGAGCAUUCUAAUAUCAGAUGCAACCAGUGAAGGGUUGAUCAGAGGCAUUGUUUUGGAUAAAUUGACCACCAAAGAAGAAACAAUAUCAGGCCACACAGCUGAUGUUGCUUUCUCCAAAAAGAGACUAUUUCAUGUUGAUUCUGUCACGGACACAGAAACUGGGCAAAGCCUUUCAUUACCAGAAGCUGUACGCCAGGGUAUCAUUGACAGAGACGGCAGAUACUUCAAAGAUAUGGAGACAGGCUCUGUCAUUCCUUUGGAAGAUGCUAUUUACAAUGGACUGGUAGAAGGUAAAGCCAUUGAUUCAUUGAUGCAGAAUGAUACCAACCUAGUACAAAGUGACACCAUUGCCCAGACAAUAUCUUUCAACAUCCAUUCAGUCAUUGACCCAAGUUCUGGAGUUGAGAUGGCAGUUUCUGAAGCUGUUGAUAAAGGGGUUCUCAAUGUAACUAAAGGAAUGUUCAUAAACAACAAAACAGGCCAAUCUAUUCCAGUAGAGGAGGCUGUGAAACAAGGUUACCUAAAAGGAAAAGAGAUAAACUCAUCAGAUGUUGAAUCACUACAUAGGGUAUCAGAAGAAAGUGGAAGAAAAGUGUUUGAUCCUGAAACUGAAGAUUAUCUCACUUGGAAUGAAGCUGUGAGAAAAGGCAUCAUAGACCCAGCAGAAGGAGCUUACUUUGUCACUCCAGAUCAAAGCAUUUCCAUUUUGCAAGGGGAAAGAGAAGGAUUAAUCACUAAACAAACAUUGACCAAACCCAAGUCAAUUCAAGAAAGUGCUUGUGAUAUCAUAUCUGUUUUUGACCCUGUUAAAGAUGACCAUGUCAGCAUUAGUGAGGCUGUAUCCACUGGUCUCUUAGACUUGAAAUCUGGAACUUAUAAUGACCCAGCCAGUCUUGACCCCAUCCCAGUACAAAAGGCUUUUGAACAAGGAUUAAUUAAAGGAAAAGUGAAACCCAAGCUAGCCAUGGGAACUGUAAACAUAGGAGAUUACAAGAUCAAAUCUGCUAUGGACACUAGGAAAAAUCAAUCGGUUUCUGGAAAGGACGCCAUGCUCAUGGGAUUACUAAAUAAAAAAACUGGUCAAUACAUCAACAAGCAAACUGGACAGAAACUAUCCAUUCCUGAAGCUGUGAAAAAAGGUCUGGUCAUUUUAGAGUCUGAUGUACCUGAGCCUGUAGUGACAUCUGUUACUCACAAAUCUAUGACAAUUGAAGCAAUAGUAGAUCCUGCAACUGGAAACAUGUUAACCAUGUCUGAAGCUAUUGGUCAAGGUAUUUUCAAUCCAGAUCAGGGUGAGGUCAUCAAUGUGCGAACUGGUGAACACAUACCACUGGACAAGGCAAUAGAUAAAGGACUAAUUAGUGCAGAGGUUGAAGAAAAUGAGAAGAAACAGGAAGUAAUUGUGAUAAAUGGGGUACUUAUCACUGAAAUCUCUGAUCCUGAAACUAGGAAACCUAUCCCCAUCACUGAAGCUUUAAGAAAAGGCAUUGUUGAUAAAGAAAAAGGACUUUACAAUGAUCCUUCAGGUCCUCUGCCUCUUAGAGAAGCUUUGAGGCAUGGAUUAAUUGAUGGGAAAGAUACAACUGAGGCAGGCUUAUCUGAGCAGAAGAAAGAAGAUGCCAAGCAAAUCAGUGUCACUAAAGUGAUGGAUCCACUUACAGGUUUAAAAAUAGGCCUGGCUGAAGCUGUGGAAAGAGGUCUCGUUGAUGAAAAUUGUACAGUGUUUAAUAACCCAGUAACUGGGGAGCAGCUAAUGAUUGAGGAGGCCAUGAAAGAUGGUCUAGUAGCUGGUACUGUUCAGACAGUCUCUAAGUCACAGACAACUGUCACUUCAAAGAAAUCCAUGGGCACCUACAAUAUAACAGGAGUUAUAGAUACUGAAUCUGGCCAGGAGCUGAGUGUUGAAGACGCCAUGUUGAAAGGUGUCUUAGAUCCAUCUGGUAAAUUUACAGACACUUUAACUGGGGAUGUAAUUUCUCUGGCUGAAGCAUUAAAACUUGGUCUGGUGCUGUCAGAAAAGCUUGACAAAUCUCAAAGGUCAAUUAUCCUUGCUGAUGAGCAUGUGGACAAUGAACGAAUUCCUUUUUUUGAUGCCAUGCAGAAAGGACUUAUUGAUCCCAAUGCAGGUACUUUUUUAGAUGAAGCCUCCCAGAAGGUGUAUUCCAUAGAUGAAGCUGUAAGGACAGGAAUGGUCCUAGCAUCUGAUGGGAGGCCUUUUAGCUACAAAGGGGUCAGUGACUCUGCUGGUUUGACAUACAGCUUCAAAACUGCUCUUCAGACUGGAAUUAUAGAUGCUGAAACGUGCCUCUUCUAUGAUAGCAUUUCAGGAGAAAAUAUCUCCCUUGAGGAAGCCUUGGAACUAGGUUAUCUUUCUCCCAUAGCUGGAGCUUAUGGUGUCAGAGCUGUGGGGGAUUCAGUUGUCAUUUUGAAAGAUGGCGUGGCACCCAGCUCUGCUUCAAAUCUAGAAGAAAUACUAGAUUCUAAAACUGGGGAGAAGCUCAGCUUGCCUGAAGCUGAAAGAAGAGGACUCAUUUCCGUAUUGGGCAAAGAUAACCAGAUACCUUUGAAUGAAGCAUUACAAGCAGGACUUGUAGACAGUGAUACUGGACUAUUUCAUGAUCCUGUUUCAGGUGAAACAAUGUCAGUCGACCAGGCUGUGCUUCUAGGAUUUAUAUCAUGUGAAGAAAACACUGAAAGCAAUAAUGGAGACAAUAAUGAUGACCAUCCACUUGUAAAUGGCACAGAAGCUAUGAACUUGGCAGCAGCAGUCAGCCAAGGACAUGUCAACACCACUACAGGCUAUUUUACCGAUCCUUACACCCAGGAAUCCCUGACAGUCACGCAGGCACUUAAAAAAGGAUUAAUUAAGCCAACUUUGACUGUUCAAGAACCCAUUGAAACCCAACAGUCAUCACAGGUGUCUACCAAACGCAGUGUUGUUGACCUUAAAAAGCAACCAAAAGAAAUAGCUUUUACAGAAGAUAAACAAAAAAUUACGGUUAAAGAUGACCUGAAAAAAGGUAGUUCUUAUAAGGAAACAAUUAAAGAAGAAAAAUCAUUGCUAUCACAAUCUUCUUAUAGUGAUCAAACUGUUGACAGCAAAGCACCCUCUAAUGGCAAUGUAAAUGAAACAGUAAACACUGACAUCCUGAAAGCUUCUAGACUACCAGUUAAGAAAGUGAAGUCCCCAGAUUCUCCACCAGUGAGAGAUAAUCAUGUUGUCUCUAUCAACUCUGUCCAAAUGCUUGGGGACAAUGUGGGCUGCACUAGUGAGGUUGGGGGAGAAAGAAUUAGCUUGUAUUUAAAUAGGAGUCAUUUCUUUAGUGAUCCCUUGCCAGAUUUGCAAUGCCAGACUCUCAUAGACAGAAGAACUGACGAGGAUAAGCUGAAGGAGAUAUUGCUGGCCAGUGAAAGACAAAGCCAGUUCAAUUAUCAGUCUCAGCAAAGCUCAAAUAGCAAUCAGAUAUUACAAAUGAAAGGCAAAGACAAUCAAUGCACUAUUUCAAAUAGGUACAGUGAUUGUUUACAAGACUCUAUAUCUGCCCUUGUGAAACCAACACAAGAUUCCAUUUCAGAUUCUGAGAAAAACUUCAAUAGUGUAAGUUUAGAUGUGAGUUCACUGAAAAUAAAUAGUAACAAUGGAGUUGAAAAUAUACAAUCUGAAGACAGAAUAACAAAAUGGAACACUAUUUUCUCUACAACUGAUGAGGAUUAUUCACAAGAAGAGGAUUACCAUUCCAUUCUUUUGUCCUUCACAACUAACUUACUGAAGAAUUUCUGGCUCCCUGACAUGGAAAAGAUUGUUCACCCUAAGAAAGGAAGUCAUUUGGGUUUGCAGGAAGCUUUGGGCUGUUCUGUGUUACCCAGAAUUCUUCAGGUGAGACAGUUUGUAGAGGAGGAUCCAGUUGGUGUCACAGAUGCUUUGGCUUCUGGUCAGAUUGAUAGCAAGACUGGACGAGUGGUGGACAUGAACUCAGGUAGUGUUUUAAACCUGCAAGAAGCAAUGAUGCAUGGCCUAGUGGUUGUACAGUCAUCAUGUGAGAGGGUUUAUGAGGAGCAUAUGGUAAGGUGUCUGAGGAGAGAGCUUGGCAGUGGUUUGUUGGAUGCAGUGACCAGAGGAGACGCUACUUAUACUAUUCACAUCAUUGACCAUAAAAGUGGUAAGAGAUUCAACAUCCCUGAUGCAAUCACAGCUCAAGUGUUUAACACUGAGACUGCAGAAAUAAAGGACACAGUUUCUAACAUAUGGCUGAGCUGGGAUGAAGCUUGUCUCAAGGGACUGUUGUAUGACUCUCGUCCUCUGUCUCUUCACCAGACAAUUUUGUCCCCCAAGUUCAACAUCAAAGAGGAUAGCUUUGUUGAUUCAGCUAAAGACAGUAACAAUGGCAUGUCACUGUCAGCCAUGGUUGGUGAAAGGUUGAUUGAUGUCACUAAAAAGGAAAUAUAUGAUGCCAAAAAUGAUGCAUGGCUUAAUGUUGAGGAAGCUAUAUUUGAGGGCAUAUUGGAUCCUGCACAGAACCUGUACUACCAUAAUAUUCUGGCUUCUUCAAUGCCCUUAUAUGAUGCCAUUGAAGCAGGUCUCAUAAAUGACCACUGUGAAAGCACACAUUUUGUGUACGAACACCAGUCAGAUAAUGAUGGUGAGAUGGAUAAGUUUCCAAUGACAGUGUAUGAAGCAAUCAUCAAUGAUUUACUGGAUGAGGAGACAAGUGAACUUCUUGUAGGUGAUGACAAAAUACCAUUUGCAACUGCUUUUGAAAGAAGUCUUAUAACACCUGAUCGAACAUUCAUAGUUGAACAGAGUACAGGACUAACUUAUGAUUUUAAGGAAUCAGUAGAUAUGGGCCUUGUUGAGAUGUCUACAGGUUCAAUGAUUGACACAUCCUCAGGGGAAAAGUAUACACUCGUUAGGGCUAAAGAAAAAGGCUUAGUUCGAAACACACCAAGACCAUUUUUAGAUAUUUCUGUUGCAGCAGAGUAUGGAAUUUUAGACUUUGAUGAAAAAAGAAUCAUUGACCCACAGACUAAGAAGUCCAUGACUAUCACUCAGGCCAUAGCUGAUGGGAUAAUUGAUCCUGGGUCCACUCUGACCCAGCAUGAUGACCGAGUCAUCACACUUCAAGAAGCAAUAACUGAUGGCAUAUUGAACAUUGAUACUCUUGAUCUGCUAUUGCCAGGUGGGAGACUCCAGUCAAUAUCUGAUUGUUUGGGUGUCCCAAAAUCUUACAGUUCUAGGAGAAGGAGCUCAAUCAUUGGUAGAAAAAGCAGCUUAACUCUGGAUGAAGCAAUUAACAGUGGCAUCUAUGACCCAGUUUCAAACUCAGUUAUGUCGAGAGAAGGAUUCCUUUCCCUUUCCAAAGCACUAAAUGCUGGGCUUAUUCAUAGUGAUUCUCUUGUCAGAGAUCCUUACAGUGGAGACAUACUUUCUUUGAAAGAAGCUCUGGAGAAAAGAUUGUUGGACCCUGAAUCAGGGAAAAUGAUUGAUUCCUCUGGGAUACCUAUAGCCUUAAAUUUUGCUUUAGAAAAGGGCCUUAUUUUAAAAUCAAAGGCACCUCUACAUUUGUCAUUGUCAGAGACAUUAGAUGAAGGUUUGUUUAAUGUGACAUCAAAUCAUUUUGUCAACCCUGAUACAAAUGAGGAGAUAGAUUUCAUGACAGCAUUGGACCAGGGCAUAGUAGAUGUUGAUCUGAUUAAAGUCAGAGACACUCGAACAGGUAGUAUUAUAUCCCUGGAGGCUGCAGUUGACCUGGGGCUUGUUGACUUAGAUGCUGGUGUUUGUCUUAAUACCUUGGAUGGAGAGAGAUACAACAUUGUAGAUGGCCUUGAUAAAGGUAUCAUUAUAGACACAACCAGCCAGCCUGCUAUGUCAUUGAUGGAAGCUAUUGAUGAAAACCUUGUUGAUAUUUCCACCUGUCUGUUCAGAGACCCAGUGGGACAGUACAGCAUGACUUUGAGAAAUGCUCUGGAAUCUAACUUUGUGGACCGUAUGUCAGUAUCAGUAAGAGACAUCAACAAUAGAACUUUAUUAACAAUUGAUGGUGCCAUUAGCCUCGGUUUGAUCAACCCAUGCACAGGAACCUUCAGGCAUCAAAAAUAUGAAGAUGGCAUAAGCUUUCAGGAAGCCUUUGAAAAUUGCCUCAUAUUUUCGGAUGCUUUCGUUCCAGAGAAAAGUUUAUUUGAGGCUGUGAGGCAGGGCUUGUAUAAUUGGAAAACUGGAAAAUUCAUUGAUCCAUCUUCAGGCAGAGUUCGAACUGUAAGAGAUAUGGUGUCAGAGGGAAUAGCAGAUCCAGACACAUUGAUGAUACUUGAUAGAAGAAACAAAAAAGUCAUAACAUAUCAUGAAGCAACUGCAAACAAGAUACUGGAUACUAAAGUAGGAAUGGUAUUGGAUACAGAGACAAAUGAACUACUCAAUUUGCGAGAGGCAAUGGAUAGAGGGCUGCUGCAAGAAAGUAUUAAGGCCAUUGCACUCUCAUUACAACAAGCUGUUGAUACAGGACUUUUGCAGAAGAAUCAUGGUAAAGUAAUGGAUCCUCUCUCUAGGAAAUCUCUAUCUGUGGAAAAAGCUAUUGACAUUGGUUUGGUGGAUGUUUCCCAACUCUUGGUCAGUGUCAAUGACAAUAAAAAAUACAUGUUUUUGGAUGAUGCUGUUCAUGAAGGAAUAGUUUUCAUUGAUGAUGACAAGUUGGUAUAUUCAAGGACAGCAGUUUCUCAUGACAUUGUCUCUGCUUUCAAUAAGAACAUUCUGAUUGAGAUUCCUAAAGGUGGCCUUCUUCUUGGUGACAUUUUGUCAUCAGGCCUGUAUGAUGAGUUACAUCAGCGAUUUAUUGAUCCUUUCAGUGGGAAAAAAUUGACCCUUGCUGAAGCUAUUACCAGUGGUGUCAUUAAUGAAGAAAAGCCACAGGUAGCAGUUCCUGAAGUUGGAAUAUUCUCACUUCAACAAGCUAUUGAUAAAGGCUUGAUUGAUCCCAAUACUGGUAGUUAUAUUGCUUCCAAUACACCUCUCACUCUGAUUGAAGCUGUUGGAACAAAACGUCUGCUUGUUGCUCAGAACAAACAAACAGAGGAAGAAUUCAGGAGAAGCAUGUCUUCCCUAGAUAGUUUUGAACAGUCACCUUCCCCUAUGUCUGAGAGGUAUUCUUCCCCAGUUUCAUCCAAGUCAUCCUUAACAACCUGCUCAAAAGAUACUGAAAGCUCAAUGGAUGUAGAUUCCUCUAACUCUAGUCAGAGAGCAGUUAGUGUGGUUUUGAGAGACUCACAGGCAGUAGAUGAUGCUGUAUGUGAAGAGGAAGAUAACAGCAUUAGUUGUUCCAGUAUUGAAAUAAUAAGGUCGAAUUUCUUAGUGAAUGAUCUGAAGGAUAGUCAUGUUCUCAACAACAGCAAUGAUAUGGGGAUACAGAGUGAACACUUUCCCAGCCCUUUUUCCAAACACACUGAGCCGAUUAACAUCCUCAAUCAUAUCAAUGAAUCUGUAUCAUUGCCAGACCAAAGUAUGACAGAUGUAGACAUGCUUAAUAAAAACAUAGAAAUAAUAACAGGCCUGUGCUGUAAUAGUUCUCAAAUAUUUCCAAAGGCCCCAGUAACCCCAUUGUCAAAUUUGCCAGAUGAUUUAAAUGUGAGUUUUACUGAAAGUGAGGCAUCCAUCCCUGUCAACUUUGAGCAAGAGGACACUAUUAAUCCAAGAGUCUAUUAUGAACGCAGCCACAGUGCAUGUAGUGAUACAAUUUGUAAAAGUUCGAAGGAGAAAGUGGAGGCUUACCUUAAAGCUGAGAGAUGUCACAGCACAAAUGAUCUAGAUGAUCACAGUGACAGCCAAUCUGCAUCAAGAAAGGAAGAACUGUUAAGAGACUUGCAGUCCAGGUGGAGCCCUCCUGCUGAUGAGUUAUCCGCUUCAUUGGAUUCAUUACUUCAGGAUGCUAUUAGAAAACAGUUAAUUGAAGAGAAACCAAUGUCUCUGUUCAACUCAGUGGAGAAGGGUGUUUAUGAUGAUGCAAGCUCAUAUUUCUGUGAUCCUGAAACUGGAAGAAUUUUAAACUUGUCAGAAGCUGUUGAUUGUGGCCUUAUUAAUGACACAGUAAAAGAAAUCAUUUCCUCUAUAUCUGAGCAGCCUUUAACCUUAAGAGAGGCCAUCCAAGCAGGUGUCAUAGAUGCUGAAGGAGGAAAAUUUCUAGAUCAGAGCACAGGAACUGUACUCACUUUGAAACAAGCUAGGGAUGUUGGCUUAAUUUUUAAAGAAAAAUACAGCCCCAGAAACACAGUUGAAAUUCAUGUUGAAGAUAUGUCUGAGCAAGGGAGGCGUCAAUUUGAAGAUGCUUUUUCCAGUGGAAUUCUUCAUCGUUCUAAUUCUCAAGUUAUAGAUCCUGAUUCUGUUCAAGGGAUUACACUCCGCAGAGCUGCCAGUAUGGGCUUGAUUGAUUUGAAAUCUGGGGACUUUAAAAAUCCGCAAACAGGUGAGACUAUGUCUUUGGCAACUGCAGUUGAAAGAGGCUUUAUACUGAGUCCACAAGGUCUCUCACUUUACAGUGCAGUUGACCAGGGUCUUUACUUUGAACUGACUGGUCAGUUUGUACAUCCAGAUACAGGUGCCGUUGGAUGUCUUCAGGAUCUGAUUGUGGAUAACAUUGUGACUGUGCAGCAUCCAGAAGUCAGGGAUAUGACGCAGGAGUGUAUAGUCACGCUGGGUGAAGCCAUUAAAAAGACUAUUAUUGACCCACAAAAAGGUGUCUUUGUGCAUCCAAUGUCCAAAAAAGGCAUCAAUUUUAAAGAUGCUAUCUCUGCUGGCCUGAUUAUUAGUACAAGUACAAGGGAGGGUUUGCAGGAUCCUACAAGACCAAGGCCCUUUAGCCCACAGCCUGACCUUCGUAGACAUAUGUCACCAUCACCUGGACCCAAUGGCCGAAGCAUGUCAUUGCCUUUUGUUCCAAUAAUUCAUCAUUCCUGCUCUGAUGUUACAACUAAGCUCUUACAACCCAUGCUACCACAUGGGAAAAGAGAGAAUGAGAGUGUAUUAGUCAGUGCUGUUGACCAUGUCAACAAUGAUUUAGCCAUUAAGGGAGAACCAUCUGUUUCUGUAUCUAAUGUACAUCCUAUUCAAGAAAUUGGGUUUCAGACCAACAGCCUUGAUGAGCCUCAAGAGAAUAGAUUAAUCGAAGAUCUUUGUGUUGUGAGUGGUGGGUAUUCAGAUGACCACACACCUAUUAUGUCAGAUAAUGAACUGGAGGAUGAUGUUAGUGACACUGACUCACAGUCAUCUACCACCACUACAGUCUUCCCACAGCAUACAGAGAAGAGCACAUCAGAUGUAUUGAACACACCAUCUGAGCUAGAUGAUAAUCUGGCUGAAGUAAAGGGCAGCUUCAUGGUCUGUCAAAAGAGCUUUGAUCAGGAUUCUGACAUAAAAAGUACAAGUUCUAGGCUAGAAGAAGAUAUUGUAAUAAAGAUAGAUCUGCUUAAAAAUUCUGAUAAACAAAGCACACAAAAAGUUGAAGAUCUUGAAAUGACUGAUGAAUCAGUACAUAACAAACAACAGUUAGUAAAGCAUACAUUUAGACCCAUGGAUGUAAAACAUGAAGAGGUUGAUCAUUUUAAACCUCUGCAAGAUAAUGUAGGUUUACAUCAAACUAUUAUAACCAACACACAUCAAAUCAAAGUGGAUGUUUUGACUAACACAGAUCAACCACAUGUAAAUAAUUUUCAGGAAUUGAAUACCAAUAAUUGUGAGGAAGUAAAAAAUCAUUCUAAUACACCACAUUUAGUUGUAACUGAAGGCCAACAGAACAAAGAUAGAAAUCAAUACAAAUUAUCAGUAAGUCCAAUAGAUGAAAACCAAACUGGAAUAACUCAACAGACAAGAAUAAAUCUACAGAUUCAGGCUUUUCAAAGUCAGGAAACUAAAGGCCAAAGUACUUGUAAGGAUAAGUUUGAGAAGUCAGAUGCAGAUGAGUCUAUGGUACUAGAAACAUUGAUUGAUCAAAGCAAGGGUAAAAAACAAAUUGAAGAAUUGGAAAAAACAACUUCUAACAAAGAACAGAAAAAAGAAUUGAGGAAGUCAACACAGAACAUACUGAAUGUAGAAACAAAGGAAUCAAUAUCAAUCAAAGAACAAAAGGUAGAAACAGAAUUAACAUCUGAGAAGGAGCAACAAAAUAAACAAACAAAAGAAUCAAACAAAGAACAUAAGCUAGAAACAGAUAAAAAACACCAGAUGGUAAAAUUAAAGGACUCAGCACAAAAGAAACAACCAAAUGGUGAAUCAAAGAAACCAUCAUCUAGUAAAGAACAAAAUGUAGAAACAAAAGAAACAAUGCACUUAAAAGAAAAGGAUGAUAUAAAGGAAUUAAAGCCUAAGAAAGAACUAAAGGAAGAAUCAAAUAAGUCAUCACCCAUAAAAGAACAAAAGGUAGAAACCAAAGAACCAACAAAUGUAAGAGAUCAACAAGAAGGAGAAAUACAAACAUCAUUUCAUGUAAAAGUAGACAAGAUUGAAGCAAAGGAAUCAACGUCAUUGAAGGAUCAUAAGGACAAAACAGAUGAAUCAACCUCAAAUAAAAAACAUCUAAUUGUAGAAGCAAAGAAAUCUACAGCAGAGAAAGAAGAAAAGUUAGAAACAAAAGAACCAAGACAAAAGAAAGAAGAAAAGUUAGAAACAAAAGAACCAACACCAAAGAAAGAAGAAAAGAUACAAACAAAAGAACCAAGUCGAAAGAAAGAAGAAAAGAUAGAAACCAAAGAACCAACACCAAAGAAAGAAGAAAAGUUAGAAACAAAAGAACCAACACCAAAGAAAGAAGAAAAGUUAGAAACAAAAGAACAAACACUAAAGCAAGAAGAAAAGUUAGAAACAAAAGAACCAAGACAAAAGAAAGAAGAAAAGAUACAAACAAAAGAACUAAGUCAAAAGAUAGAAACAAAAGAACUAAGUCAAAAGAAAGAAGAAAAGAUAGAAACAAAUGAACCAACACUAAAGCAAGAAGAAAAGUUAGAAACAAAAGAACUAAGUCAAAAGAAAGAAGAAAAGAUAGAAACCAAAGAACCAACACUAAAGCAAGAAGAAAAGUUAGAAACAAAAGAACUAAGUCAAAAGAAAGAAGAAAAGUUAGAAACAAAAGAACCAACACCAAAGAAAGAAGAAAAGUUAGAAACAAAAGAACAAACACUAAAGCAAGAAGAAAAGUUAGAAACAAAAGAACCAAGACAAAAGAAAGAAGAAAAGAUACAAACAAAAGAACUAAGUCAAAAGAUAGAAACAAAAGAACUAAGUCAAAAGAAAGAAGAAAAGAUAGAAACAAAUGAACCAACACUAAAGCAAGAAGAAAAGUUAGAAACAAAAGAACUAAGUCAAAAGAAAGAAGAAAAGAUAGAAACCAAAGAACCAACACUAAAGCAAGAAGAAAAGUUAGAAACAAAAGAACUAAGUCAAAAGAAAGAAGAAAAGAUAGAAACCAAAGAACCAACACUAAAGCAAGAAGAAAAGUUAGAAACAAAAGAACUAAGUCAAAAGAAAGAAGAAAAGAUAGAAACCAAAGAACCAACACCAAAGAAAGAAGAAAAGUUAGAAACAAAAGAACAAACACUAAAGCAAGAAGAAAAGUUAGAAACAAAAGAACCAACACAAAAGAAAGAAGAAAAGGUAGAAACAAAAGAACCAACACAAAAGAAAGAAGAAAAGAUAGAAACCAAAGAACCAACACUAAAGCAAGAAGAAAAGUUAGAAACAAAAGAACUAACUCAAAAGAAAGAAAAAAAGAUAGAAACAAAAGAACCAACACAAAAGAAAGAAGAAAAGGUAAAAACAAAAGAACCAACACAAAAGAAAGAAGAAAAGAUACAAGCAAAAGAAUCAACACCAAAGAAGGAAGAAAAGAUAGAAACAAAAGAACCAACACCAAAAAAAGAAGAAAAGAUACAAAUAAAAGAACCAACACUCAAGAAAGAAGUAAAGGUAGAAACAAAAGAAUCAACACAAAAGAAAAAAGAAAUGAUAGAACUAACAACAAAGAAAGAAGAAAAGAUAGAAACUAAAGAACCAACAUCAAAGAUGGAACAACAAAAGGAAGAAACAAAAGAAUCAACACAAAAGAAAGAAGAAAAGAUAGAAACAAAAGAACCAAGUCAAAAGAGAGAAGCAAAAGUAGAACUAAAUGAUCCAAUAACUAAAAAAGAAAUUUUGACAAAAGAUAUUAAAGAGCAAAUUGUCCUAGGUUGUAAAGAUGACAGUAUUACUGAACACCUAAAGGAAAAUAUUUUAAUUGAUUAUGCUCAAAAGCAACUUCUUAUUGAAAAAGGAAAAAAUAAAAUUUGUGAUCAGGAUAAUGUCCUAAGUGAGCCAGUUACAUUUUCACAAAACAUGAGUCUGUCUUCAAAUCAAACUUCAGAAAAUAUUCUGCUCAAUUCUGAAACGUCUGCUGAAGCAAGUGGUUUAAUCAGACCUAAGCCUGUUAUUCCUAAAAAACCCUUAGUGAGACUAAAUUCAGACGGUAGACAUGUUAAUGUGUCUAGCAGUGGAGCUGCUAGCAUGCUGGUCAGUCAGAAAGAAAAGUCAGGAGAUAUGCUUGAUAUUGAGCCAAUUAACCAAGCAGGACCAUCAAUGAAUGAAGAGAAUAGUGCAAGUAUAAGAAACACCCAACCAAAUAAUGAUAAUAAAGUAUCCUCAAAACCUCAUGAAGUUAGUAAUAGAAGCUGCAGUGACUCAAAACCUGCUCUGGCCCCAAAACCUUUACUUAUAAAACUGAAAGCUCCUAGCCCUAGUGUUAAUGCUAAAAUUACACUUAGCGAGACAGAAAUUUCUAAAGAUUCAGAGCUUGGAAAACCUUUUCAAAAGUCAGAAACUGAUAAAGAUUCUAGAACUGGAGAUGAUUUCAACAUGCUAGAAGCUAAAGCAUCUGAUGUUAAAUUUAAAGAUGUUAAUGUUGACAUUGAUUUGGGCUCUUCUGUUGAUGGUGAGCACACAAAACCUGAUCUAUCUCAGCAUAAUGAAAACUUACAUGCAACUGAUUUAAGUAAUGUGAGAGAGAAAUUCAAAAUUAAAGACUUACAAUCAGAUGGGGGGAAAAUAUUCAAACUUUCAGAUGACCUUAACACAACAGAAAUCAACAUCAAUCUUCGUGUUAAUAAUAUACAAAAGAAAAUUUCAUCUUCAGAUAUUUCUCAAAACAUUCCAUUGUUGUCUGACAUUUCAAGUCUUCUAGAUGAGCCCUUUCAAACCCAACAGAGUCUAAUAGUGGAGGAUAUUUCAACUUUGAAAGACAGAAAUGUGCUAACAACGAGCUCAGCAGUCUGUGAGGAAGUUCAAACUGGACACAGUUCAAACAGAAAAACUUCAACCACAGACAUCAUAGAAAAGAUUGGCACAAAUGGUUCAGUUCAUGAAGCAGUCCUACAUGAACAAAAGAAGUCAAUACAUUCCAAGAAUAUCAGCACUCUGUCAGACAAUGUUAAAAGUAUUGAAGAAGUUAUUCAGAGUGUCAGUGAUACGUUUAGUAAUGCACCAACUUUACAGCCUAUAGAGGUCAACAGUACAACAAACUUACAGCCUGUAGAGGUCAAUAGUACACCAACAUUACAGUCUGUAGAGGUCUAUAGUACACCAACCUUACAGCCUUUAGAGGUCAAUAGUACACCAACAUUACAGUCUGUAGAGGUCUAUAGUACACCAACCUUACAGCCUGUAGAGAACAUUAAUUCAGAACCAUUACAUAAUUUGAAACAUGAAAAAAAUAAGAUAGACACUGAACAAUUGUCAGACAAAGAAAAUGAAUUUUUCAAUCAGAAAGAUUCAAACAGUUCAGGAGAUGACAGUGUUCAAGAAAAAACAGAUUCUAUCAUGAAAGAGAGAUCUGGCAAGUGCAAAUCAGGGCAUAGGGUUAGGUUUAAGGAUAUUUCUCCAGAUACUGAAUUUAGUUCGUCUAGUGAAAGUUCAUUAGUUGGGGUAGAGGUAAUCCACUCUGGACAAGUAGUUUCGAAAGAAAACAUAAGUCAGGAUGUUAGUGCCAGCUCUGCAGAUGGACAAAAUACACAAUCUGUCAGCUUUGCACCAGAAUCACCGGUGAUGCCUCAAAGGGAACAUAUAAAGCGUUUGGCCUUUACUACUGAUCAGCAUCUACCAUCAGGUUUUUCAUCUUCCCCUUCAUCAUCUCAUGAUGAACAUGAAGCCAGUACACCAGAACUGGAAGCCCUCAGGCUGACAGACAAGCUUUUUAAGCUGAACCUAAAAGCUGGUACCACAGCCAGGGACAGACGCAAGGGUCGCAUGGGGGAUUCUUAUGAGAAACUUGUACAAGACAUCCAGUUUGACCUGCAAAAGUUACACAACUUUGAACAAGUUUUGAAAGAGGAAGAACAAAUGGGUGACGAAGCUUACAAAGUCUUGAGCUUGCUUCAGACUCACAGAGCUUUGCAUGAGGAGAUAAUGGCUCAUCAACAAGGGGUCCUCUCACUGGUGUACCAAGCUGAACAACUAACAGAACUCUAUCAAGAGGAACUUACACCAGAGCAAGUCACUGAUUUAGCCUCGGAGGCUGCAGGACUCAAAAAAGCACUAGAGAAGAUUGCCAAGAGUUCUGAUAGAAGGUUGAAACAUCUAAAGACAGCUCAUGAUGAGCUCUCCAAACUAGAAAAUGAAAUGGAUAAGUUCAAUGCUUGGAAGUCUACAGCAAAUACUGAACUGUUGAGACAAGAGGAAUGUCUUCAAAGAUUUGAGGACAUCAAACCCUUACAAGAAAAACAGAGAGAGUUACAUAGUGAUAUUGUGACUCAUCAAGCUGACAUCAGAUUUAUGUCCAUGGCAGUGCAGAAGUACAUGGAGGAAGCAAAGCUUCACAAGCUGGAAGUGGAUUCAUUUCGCGCUGACCGCCAACGCCCCACUCGCAGUAGCUUGAUAAGCAUGGAUCACAUAGCUGCUGAUAAUGUCAAGGAAAAGUUGAAAGAUGUGACAGAAGAUUACAAUGAUCUUAAAAACAGGUGCAACUCACUUGGUGAGUCGUUGAAUGACAUAAGCACCAAGCAGAGGAGUCUCAAUGAUGCUGCAUUCAAGAUGCUUUCCUGGCUGGCAGACACUGAAAACCAGUUGGCUUCAAUCAAGCAGGAGAGUGGCACACCUGACCCAGACAAGCUGCAUGGGCAGCUGGAGCGCAUCAGAUCUCUUAGCAGUGAAGUUUUGAGUCAAAGUAACCUGAUGGAUGAGGUCCGUAAAAAAGGUCAUGAAUUGACCAAUGCACUGAGUGGAUUGGCUGCUGAUAGAGAGCAGGUGGAGAAACUUGAACUGAAUGUGCAAGAAAUUGAUGCUCGUUAUGUUAAUGUUAAUGAGGCAGUAAGUGCCCAAGCUAAGCUCCUGCAGGCCACAAUAGCACGCUCUCAAGAUGUGCAUGGAGCUAUCUCUGACUUAAAAUCUUGGCUGGACUCUACUCAGGUUGCAUUGACAUCACAACAGCUGAUCAGCCUGGAGCUUCCUCUAAUAGCUGAACAGCAGCAACAGUUCAACAUGGUGGCAGCAGAUGUAGACACACAUGGCAGUCUUGUAGAGUCUGUUAGGCAAGCUACCCGUGAACUUAUUAAGUCAGGUGACCUACACAUGGCCAAAGCCCUAGAGCAGCAGCUUGCAGACAUAGAAGAUCAGUUUAACAGAGUCAGUCAUUCCUGCCAGGAACACUCAGAGGCUUUAGGAGAAGUAAAUAACAAGCUGAAGGUGUUCCAUGACAAGCUGGACACCACCAACACCUGGCUUCAGUCAAAGAUUGAUGAGCUUCACUCCAGUGACCUCAACGGGAUGACAAUCAAUGAGGCCUCACAACAUCUGGAUGUCAUUUCCACUGAAAAACAAAGGAAAGAAGAGGAAAUUGCCAAACUGUUAGCUCUGGCAAAAGAGCUAAAGGAAGAUGACAGGACAGGGAGUCCUGCUGCAAUCAAUUCUGCCGUGGCCAACCUACAGAGAAUGUCUGCAGAGCUGGAAGCUGCCCUGGGGGAGAAACAUGCAGACAUAGCUGAAAGAGAGCAGCAACAAAAUGAAUUUGAAUCUGCCAAGACUCUGAUGCAGCUGUGGCUUGCCCAGAUGGAAGCAAGGCUGGAUGAGUUUGAGCCAGUGGCUAUUGAAGUUGACAUUGUUGAAAAACAAAUAGCUGAUAUUCAGCCUAUGAUAUUGGAAUAUGAAGAUCAAGGAGUCAAAGUGGAUGAAGUGAAUGAUCUUGGCAAUUCAUUUGAUGCUAUGACUAGCUCAGGGGACAGGCCACUUAGCCCAAUCAGACGCCUUGGACGUUCUCGUCGCAUCCCUGGACUGAUGUCCCCUCGUUUACGCACCCCCUCCCCUACUUUUCCAAUGUCUCCUUCUGGCCUGAAGACCUCCAUGUCCAGUGAGUCCAGUGGGGUGAGCAGUAGGAAGAGCUCCACAGAGAACAUUUUGUUGGAUGAUUUGUCAGAGACCCAACAACAACUACUAGACAUUAACCAGCGCUAUGAGAUUAUUGGAGAAAGAUUAAUGGAGCGCCAACAGGAGUUACAACAAGUCCUUGCCAACAUUAAAACUUUCCUGCAGGACAUGCAGGAUGUCCUCACCUGGCUGGAUGACAAAGACAACCAAAUGAAUGAAUAUGGCUCUGCUGGAAUACCUGCCAAUGAAAAAGCCACCAAAAAGAAGUUGAAAGAACAUGAGGAAUUUCACCGUGAGCUUCUUGCCAAGGAAGGUUUGGUUGAAGACAUCCGCAAGAAAGCUCAAGAGCUAUUGAAAUCUCGACCUGGUGUACAGGGACUAGAGACCCUUCAGUCUCAGUUAACAGAUCUGGAUGACAAGUGGCAUGGUCUCAGGGCUAUGUCUGAAGAGCGUCGCAAGAGCCUGGAGGAUGCUGUCAGUGACUUGAGAGACUUCAGGGAACAUGAAGAGCAGCUAACCAAAUGGUUUGGUCAGAAAGAGAAACUCAUGGAUGUAUUAGGGCCCGUGGCCAUGGAGCCAUCAUUACUAAAGAGCCAAAUGGAGCAAGUCAAAGUACUGAAAGAAGAAUUUGCAACUCAGGAACCAAUCUAUGAGCAGUUUGUUAACUCUGGGCACUCCAUAAUGGACUGGUGUGAUGCUAACUCAACGGAUGGAUCUUCUAUCUCAAAACGAAUAGACACCAUCAGCAAGUCUUGGAAAAAGUUACAAACUCGUUUACAAGAAAGAGAAAAAAGUAUUGACUCAGUUCAAGGAUUGAGUGGUGAGUUCUCCACAGUAACAAGAGACUUGGCUAAUUGGCUCUGUGACUUUAGUGACAAGAUAGAUCACUUACCUAAGGUCAGCUCACAGCCAGACAAACAAAUUGCUCAAAGGCAAGAGUUAAAGAAAUUCGAAGAAGAGAUGAGCAGCAAAUUAACUCAGAUAAACAAAGCUAAAGACUUGUGCCGUCAACUUUGUGAUAAUGCCAAGGACCCAGCCACUAAAUCAGACCUUAGAGCAAAACUUACUGCAUUAGACAAAGAUAUCAAUGACACAGUGAAGAAAUUAGAGGCCAGAGCAAAUGCCAUAGAUGAAGCUUCAAAGGCUGGUCAAGAAUUCACUGCCAGUUGCCAGCAGAUGUUGUCAUGGAUUCAGUCUACGUCUGGCACUGUCAUGGAUUCACCAGCAUUGACCAGUGAUCCUGACUUGAUACAAAAGCAAGCCAUGGAAACAAAAACUUUGAAACAUGAACUAAAUGUUAAGGAAAAAGAGAUCCGCAAUCUACUUGACAAAGGCCACAAGUUUAUUCAUGAGGCUUCACCCACUGCAGAGACUAUCGCUAUCAAAGAAACUUUGGGAAAGCUGGAGGCUGAACUGGUGGAACUGAAGGAUGUGGUCAGCGAGCGUGAAGAUAAGAUCACCUCAGCUGCUACACAUGCCCAAGCCUUCCAACAAAGUCUAGAGAGACUGACUUGGUGGCUAGGUACAGCAGAGGAGAAAUUGAAGAAUAUGGGGCCAGAGACUUUUGAAAAGGCCAGCGUGGUAGCUAAAAUGAAGGAGCUACAGUCUUUGCAGAAUGAGUUUUUGAAGAAAUCCCAUGACUAUGAGAACUUUAACAAGGAAGCUGAUGCUCUUUUAGAAACUGUAGAAGAUCCUCAUUCUGAUCUGAAGGCUCAAAGAAAUGAUGUGAACAAGAGAUGGGAUGCUGUCAGUAAAGGUAUCAGUGAGAAGACCCAGAACUUGGAAGAUCUCCAAGGAUGUUUGGCAGAGAUAGAAGACAACUUGUCUGAUACUAGGCACUCAUUAACCAGAUGGGAAGACAAGCUGGCUGCACACAUGGACAUGGGCACACCGGCUAGAGACCCUAAACACAUUGAUAAAAUCAAGGCUCUUCGUGAUGACAUUGCUAGUCUCCAAACUAACCUGGACUAUCUGGACAAGGCAGUAAGUGAUUUGAAUCAGAAUGAAGAAGCAGACUCUUCCAAGCUGAAGGAAGCUGUCAGUCUGCUGAGGAACAGACAAGAACAACUGGAGCUUGAAGUGGGAGAACUUCUCUCCAACAUGGAGACAGGCUCAGCCAUAGUAGGUCAAUUCCAGGAAAUGAUGAAGAAAGCAGGCAGCCUGUUGUCUGAACUAGAUAGUGAUUUUCUGAAGUUCUCUCCAGUAUCCAGAGAUGAAGAUGAGCUUGAUGGCCAAUUAUCUGAAAUGAAGAAAUUCCAAACUAAUUUAUCCAAUAGUAUUGAACCUUUGACUGACCUAAAAGAACAAGCUCAAGACCUUCAACUGGCUGGCUUUGUUGCUGACCCUGAGUUACUGAACGCCCAGGUGGAAGCUGUCUUAGCACAGAAAGAUCGUCUGAAGGACAAAGCUGAUCAGAGACAAGCUGAGAUAGAGGAGAAUCUGGACAAAGUGAAGAAGGUAAAUGAAAGACUCAAGGCCUUGCGACGCAAUGUAGACAAUGCUGUAGUGAACAUUGACUCCAUGAAACCUGUGGGAAGUGAUUCAAAUCAGAUCAAGGAUCAGAUAGAAGAACUCAAGAAUUUCAACAAAAGUAAAGUUGAUCCACUACAAAAAGACCUUGAGGUUCUCAAUGCUGACAUCCAGAGCCUCAUACAGUCUGUACCAUCAGGGAUCAGUGCUGGUGGACUGGAUGAAGAUUUAGAAGCCUUGCAGGACAGGUGGUCAGAUCUGAGUGAAAAGGUUUCAGAGAGAGAGAGAAAUCUAGACCAAGCACUAUUACAAUCUGGCAAGUUCAAAGAAGCACUAGCAUCUUUGAUUGGCUGGUUAUCUGAAACUGAAGAAACAAUAGCCACUCAGAAGCCAGCUUCCCCAGAAUAUAGAGUUGUGAAGGCUCAGCUGCAAGAACAGAAGCUUCUUCACAAAAUGAUAGAUGACAGAGUUCCAAGUGUAGCUUCUGUCCAAGACACAGGGAAACAAAUGAUGUCUGGAAUGGACACUCCUGACCGCAAGAAGAUGAAAGAUGAGCUGAAGUCUCUGGAAAAGAGGUGGUCAGCCAUGACCAGCAAUGCCAUGGAGAGGAUGAAGAUACUUGAUGACAUGAGCAACUUAUCGAAACAUUUCCAAGAACUCCAUGAACCCCUAGCAGUUUGGCUUGAUCUGAGCAACAAAAAGUUUGCCUCUCUAGAGCCAAAGUCUCCAGAUGCAGGAGGAAUUGAAAAAUUGAUCCAGGACUUAAAGCACCUACAAGAGGAAAUAACCAAACGUGAAAGUUCUGUGAAGGAAUUGGCUGCACUUGGCAAACAACUUCAGGAAUUCUGUAAAGGUGAAGAUGUUGUGAUUGUUCAAGUCAAGAUUGAUGAGGUCCAGAAACAGUUCAGUGAUUUGAAGAACAAGGUUGAUGACUCUCUGGAACAGAUGGAAGAAGCCCUGCCCCUUGCCCAGAACUUCCAGCAAGCUCACCAGAAGUUUAUUGAGUGGGUGGCCAAUGUAGAACCUGGCCUGAGUGGACGUGACUUGGGAACAGACACAGAUGAGGGCAUCCAGAAUCUUCUUGAACAGCUUGAGGCUGUACGACCUUACAUGGAGGUACUGAACACUGAGGGUAUUGAGCUGGCAGAGGUAGCUCCAGGAGAUGCAGGUCUCCAUGUAGAGGACAUCAUCAACAAGGACAACAAGAGAUAUGAGGCUGUCAAACAGAUGAUAGAGAAGAGAGCAGACAAAGUGAAGAAGUCUCGAGAGAAAUCCUUGGAGUGCAUUGAUGAUCUAGAUGAACUAAUAGAGUGGUUUGACAAGGGAGAAGAAACUGUCCAAAACAUGCCUUUAAUAUCUGCCAGCCCUAAGGAGCUACAAAAAGAAUUAAUUGAAACCAAGGCAUUCAAUGAGGAGAUAGCCAACCAGAAGGUUAAGGCCAGGGAUGCCAUAACUGCAGGCAAGAAACUCCUAAGAGAAUCAAGUCUGGAAGAUGAGAAUACCAUCAGAGAAAAGAUUGAUCUGUUAAAGAGCAAGUCUGAUGUCCUGGGGUCUAUGAUAGCUGAACGGCUAAGUGAGUUGGAGCAGGCUGUGCCCCUGGCCAAGUCAUUCCAAGAAACCCAUGAGGACCUGGUCACAUGGCUAGCAGAAGUUGAGCCAGUCUUAGCAGAGCUAGAGGUGAUGACUGUUGAUGCCAAUCAAGUGAAGAAACAACAAGAGUCAAUCAAGGCUCUGAAACAAGAAGUUGCUGAUCAUAAACCUGUGAUUGAUAGACUGAAUAAAACAGGCUCUGCCCUUGUUCAGCUGGUGUGUCCAGAAGCUGCCACUGAGGUGCAGAACAAACUGGAUGAAGACAACAAGAGAGUGGAGGUAGUCAGGAAUGGUGUUAGAGAGAGAUCCAACUCCAUAGACGCAGCUAUGCAACAGUCUGCUGAUUUCACUGACAAGUUGGAGGACAUGUUGGAGAACCUAACCACGACCUCCGAGUCUGUUCUGAACACAGAACCAAUAUCUGCUCACCCAGAGAAGAUCAAAGAACAGAUUGAAGAAAAUAAGAUGAUGGAUGAUGACUUACAAACCAGAUUAAAUGCUUUGGAGUCUGUGAAAGAAGCAGCUGAUGAACUGCUCAAACAGGCUGGAGAUAUUUCAGAUCCUGCAGUCAGAGAUGUCCACCAGAAAUUGGAAGAACUGACCAGAUUGUUCAAUGACAUCCAAAACAAUUGCCAUGAACGGGGAAGAGCACUGGAUGACACUCUGGGUGUGGCUGAGAAGUUUUGGGAAGACUUGAACACCUUGUCUGGCAGCAUCAGAGAACUUCAAGAGAAUCUGAACAAUCAGGAGAAACCAGCCCUGGUACCUGAAGCCAUCAGAGAACAGCAGGAAGAAUUAGAGGCCUUUAGAGAAGAUCUCAUUGCUUCCCAGGCAGAUCUUGAAGACCUCCAGCACACAGGUGACCAACUUAUCUCACUUGUUGGAGAACCAGAGAGGCCAGAGGUUAAGAAGAAUCUAGAUGAGACAGAGGUCACCUUGAACACUAUCAGUGAACAGGUGGAGAAAAGGUCUAAAGAUUUGGACGAGGCGUUGGACAAGGCUGUGACAUUCCAGGAUGGACUCCAGAAGAUGAUGGUCUGGCUCCAGACACAAGAAGAUACACUGAAAGACAUGGAGCCUGUUGCCAGUGAAUAUGAAGCUAUCAAGUCGCAGUGGAAUGAUAUAAAAGUUUUCAAAGGAAUCAUAGAUCCUCAACAUGUAGCAGUAGAAGCUCUUAACCAACAAGCUGAAGAGUUGUCCAGAGACUGUACUGCUGAACAAGCUGCAGUGGUCAAAGAACCAGUGGCUGAAGUGAACAUGAGAUGGGAUGGACUACAGUCUGAUGUAGGAGACAGGCAGAGAGAGAUUCAGAAAGCUUUGCUUAGCCUAGGCUAUUUUGACCAAGCCUAUAAAGACUUCAAAUCUUGGCUGGAGACUACAGACUUUACACUGGAAGAACUAGAAAUAAUUUAUGGGGAUCCUAAAUAUCUUGAAAUAGAACUAGCCAAACUUAGAGUAUUAAACAAUGAUAUUCUGGCUCAUGAAAGUAGUCUGAGCUCUCUCAUUGAAGAAAGUAGAAAAAUAAUGGCCAAAGAGAAAGGAGCAGAAGCUGCUAAAAUGAAAUCCAAAAUGGAUGAGUUGUCCAAUGAAUGGGAUAAGGUCAAGGAGAAAGCAGCUGAAAAGCAGUCCUUGUUGGAAGAUGCAAGGCGAGAGGCUCGAGGCUUCACUGAGGAGCUUCAAGACAUUCUUGUUAAAAUCAGUGACCUUGAUAACCAAAUGAUUGCAUCCAGACCAGUGGGAGGCUUACCUGAGACAGCCAGAGACCAGCUUGAAAAGUUUAUGGAUGUCUAUGCCAACCUAGAAGGGGUGGAGGCUGCUGUUCAAAGCCUUCAGCUCAUGUCUGAAAAACUGGCUGCUAAGAGUGAGGGUGGCCCAGCAUCUAGUAUCAAACACAGCAUGGCAACUUUACAUCAGAGAUGGGAUCACUUGCGCAACAGGGCAGCUGAUAGAAAGAAAAAAUUGGAAGAUGCUGUAGGUUUGGCUGGAAAUUUCCACUCUGAGCUUAACAACUUCAUCAACUGGUUAACAGACACAGAGAAAACCUUGAACAACUUGCAGCCUGUCAGUAGACUGGUGGAUAGGGUCACUAGGCAAAUAGAGGACCACAGGGUAUUACAAAAAGACGUGAGUGGACACAGAGAGAUUAUGUUUGCACUGGACAAGAUGGGCACACAUCUCAAGUACUUUAGUCAGAAGCAGGAUGUCAUACUCAUCAAAAAUCUCCUGUCUAGUGUCCAGCAUAGGUGGGAGAAGAUAGUGUCUAGGAGUGCUGAGAGAACUAGACAUUUGGAAAGAGGUUAUAAGGAAGCCAAACAGUUCUAUGACUCCUGGAGAGACUUGAUCCAGUGGCUGACAGAAGCUGAAGUGGCACUUAACUCAGAUACAACCAUAAGUAAUGAACCAGACAAGAUUAAAGUACAGAUGGCCAGGCAUAAAGAGUUCCAGCGUCGUCUGGGUGCCAAACAACCUGUGUAUGAUGGCAUCAACAGGACAGGUAGCACCCUUCAGACCAAGUGUCCUGGUGAUGACAAGCCAGCCAUACAGUCCCUACUCAGUGACCUCAAGAACAAAUGGAAUGCUGUGUGUGGCAAAUCAGUGGACAGGCAGAGGAAGCUUGAAGAAGGACUGCUGGUCACUGGUCAGUUUAAUGAAGCUCUCCAAGCAUUGCUGGACUGGCUAGGCAAGAUGGAACCCACGCUAGCAGAAGACACACCAGUACAUGGUGAUGUGGAUACAGUCAAUGGCUUCAUUGAUAGUCACAAGGCCUUCCAACAAGAACUUGGUGCCAGAGCUACCACUGUCCAGUUUGUGAAAAGGUCAGCCAAGGAAUUAAUUGACAAGUCAACAGAAGAUAUGUCACAUGUCCAGUCUCAGCUGAUUGAACUUUCUGCAUUGUGGGACCGUACCUGUCGGUUGAGUGUCAGCAAGCAGGAGAGACUAGAACAGGCUCAAAGACUGGCUGAAGAGUUCAAUACUAAAGCUCAUGGUUUGUUAGACUGGCUGGCAGACUCAGAGAGACAAUUGAAAUUUAAGGCUGCUCCGCCUGAUGAUGAAUCUCAAAUUAUGCAACAGAUAGAAGAGCACAAGAAAUUUGAAGAGUCCAUGUUAAGACAAGAAACUACAUUAAGGGAAACUUUGAACAUAGGACAAGACAUUAUGAAACGUUGUCAUCCUGAUGCUGUGUCUACCAUGAAGCAUUGGCUGGGAGUCCUCAGGACCCGAUGGGAAGAUCUGAUGGGCUUGAGCAGACAGAGGCAGAAGAGACUCACCAUUGCUUUGGCCACAGCCAGAGAGAACAAUACAUUGCUGGAUGAUUUGAUAGCUUGGUUGAAUUCAGCAGAGCUUAAACUCACUGACCAGGCCCGGGAACUCAUACCACAAGAUCUACAGAUCAUACAGGAUUUGAUUGUCCAGCAUCAGGACUUUCAAAAUGAUAUGUCAUCCAAACAACCUGAAGUUGACCGCUUGACAAAGGCUGACAAGCGAAAGUUUGGUUCAUUGUCUGACUCUGUUGGAGGAACAUCUCAAAUACCAGUGUUUAGAGGGACAAGAGGAUCCAAGAUUCCCACCAUAAGAGUUGAUGGUGCUCGUACACCUGAUCAUUUUGGACGCAGGACACCAGAGCAUUUCUCAGGUCGUAGAACGCCAGAUGUUUCUGGACGCAAAACUCCAGAUGUUUCAGGUCGUCGCACUCCUGAUGUGUCUGGUCGCCAGACACCUGACUACUCUGGAAGGAGGACCCCUGACCACCACUCUGGUCGUCGUACUCCAGAACUUGGCUUCCACAACCCACGUGUUGGGGCUUUGUUUAACAAAUGGAGGCAGGUCUGGCUUAUGGCCAUGGAGAGACAAAGAAAGCUGCAGGAUGCCUUGGACUAUCUCAAUGAACUUGGAGAAGAUAAGGUCAAGUUGGAGAGAUUAAAGAACUUUGAGUUUGAAGAUUGGAGGAAACGCUACCUACGAUGGAUGCACCACAACAAAGCUCGUAUCAUGGACUUUUUCCGUCGACAAGAUCGAGAUAGAGAUGGGCGUGUGACCAGAAAAGAAUUUAUAGAUGGCAUCCUUAUGUCUAAAUUUCCAACAUCCCGCCUGGAGAUGGAAGCAGUGGCAGACAUUUUUGAUAAAGAUGGAGAUGGUUUCAUUAAUUACAAGGAGUUUGUUGCAGCCUUGAGACCAGACAGAGAUCCUAAGCCAGAAACAGAAUCUGAAAAGAUUCAAGAUGAAGUGAAACGUCAAGUCUCUAAAUGUACAUGUGUCAAACAAUUUAAAAUUCACAAGAUUGGGGAAGGCAAGUACAGGUUUGGUGACUCACAGAAACUUCGAUUAGUUAGAAUCUUACGCAGCACUGUCAUGGUCAGAGUUGGUGGUGGAUGGAUUGCGUUGGAUGAAUUUCUGGUUAAAAAUGACCCUUGUCGAGAGUUUGUUGAAAUCGCUGUUGGCCUAUGGCGCCGCAAACAGUUUCGCCUAAAGAGACGCUAUCUUCACCAGAACACAGAGGAGUCCAAGGGCCGCACCAAUGUAGAGCUGAGAGAGAACUUUAUUCUAGCCCAAGGUGUCAGUCAGUCUAUGGCAGGCUUUGUAUCCAAGUCUCCCGCAGGGAGCUCACAUUCCAGUGGUUCCUCUUACUCAGGCCGCUCUAACAGUACAGCCAGUGGCCCCAUAACAAAGAUUCGAGAGAAAACAGUUCACCAGUCACCAUGGAAACAGACUUCCAAAACUAUGCCAGAUGGUGAAGUGCACCAGAUAAUGGAACAUUUGGAGCCUGAUGGAGCAAAAAUUACAAAACUUAAGGUGACACAAGAACUUAGAAGUCCAAGAACAUUACAAAGUCCAGUGAGUGGUAGGUCAAGUCGAGCCAGUAACAGUAGUCGACCAACAAGCCGAGCAGGUAGCGAAGCAUCCGAUGACCAGCCAGAGGUGUACACUACUGUGCAGUCAGAAAAACGAAAUGUAGGAGGUCGCACUGACACUACUGUCACAUACCAAACACAUAUGUUACAAACCAGAAACGUUACACUCCCGACUGUGUCAACAACCAAAAUUUCCAGGAUACCAAAGGUCUCACCCACAAAGAAGAAAUGAAAAAGAAAUGUUUCUAGGUAAUAGACCCAAAUCACACUUUUUUUUUUACCCCUUGUAAUUGUACUGCCUCCAGAACGUCUUUCAUAGCUUAUUUAUGUGGGUAGAAUACUUGGAAGGAUUCAAAUGACCAUAAAGGUGUACAUAUUCUUAACUGACAUUUGUCAUUGAUUCAAUCUUUUUUUUUUUUUAGUAAAUUUGAAGUUGUUUUAUUUUAUGUCUUUAUUUUAUUGUUUACUUUAAAGACAGAUGGAGUUGUUGUUUUUUUCAAAACAUGCUACCUGAAUAUGUUGUGACUCCUGAUUGCCACAUUGGCUAUUCGAUGGACCAAUUAUGUUUCAUGCUUUCCUGUAUUGUGAGUUGGCAUGCUUGUUUUGUUUUAGACAUCAAAUGAGUUUAAACGACAACUAAAUUAUUGUAAACUAUUUAUUAGUAAAGUCCCCAUUUUUUGUUCCGUUUGUCAGUUCUUGUAAUUUGUAAAUAUUUGACAAUUUUAUCCUUUUUUUUUUAACUCUGUAAAACUGUGAAUGAAAAACAAGAAAUUGUUAAUGUUUUUAUUGUUUGAAUUACAAGGUCAAUGUAUUUAGUUGUAUGCAAGUAAUUUUGAGAUAUUUGUACACAUGGAAAAAAUAGUUGCUUAGACUGGCUUGCAUGUCUUUAAUACAAAUGCUAUUUUUAUCUGCAAUCUAUUCAUUUUAAAUGAAUACAUUUUUAUUUUUUAUAUUCUGGAGCUGAUUUGAGAAUGAGAAUGUAUUCUUUCUAUUUUGAUUGCCAUAGUCCCUAAGUAUUUGUCUUGAUGUAGACUGUAGAGCUUGAAGAUAUUUAAUUCAAUGAAUGUAACAGGUUAUAUAUGUUUAUACAAUUAUGUGGGGAGACUUAAUAACAGUUCAACUAGAUUUACUUGAAAGUCCUGUAAGCACAAGUUAUUAUCUUGUUACACUCAUGAUACUGCACUAUUCUAACCCAACUUUGUUACACUAUAACAAAUGAUGACUUGAUGCACUAGCCACAAGAGACUCACCCCAGCAAACAGUAAUUGGGAAAUUCUAAAUGGAAGUGCCAUAACUCAUGCUGUCUGCUCUCAGCUUUUGGGGGAAAAAACUGAGAGCUAGAAUGGUUUGAUGAACUGGUACAUUAAUCUUGUUCGAUAAGGCUGUGUGCAUAUUGUAUUCAUUUUUGUAUUUAUAACUUUUAUUGAUCAGUAAAAAAAAAAUAUAUGCUUUGUUAGUGUAGAAAGGGAGAAGGAAUUAUUUGAUUUUUAUUGUAUUCAAUGCUUUCGUAUAAGAACUAUUUACUGAUUGUGUGUAAUCUAUUAUUUAACUUUUAGUAUUCAACUGGUGCUGAGUUUUAAUCACAUACCUUUUGAGUUCAAUGCAGAAAACAUUCUCUCUGCACUAGCUUUUAUUUAUACACAUAGCCAUUGUUUUUAAACACAGAUUUACAAGAAAUAGAUAUAUUAUUAGAUCAGGAAAUAUUUAAACAUCCAUUUUAAAUACAUUUUCUUGUAGAGUUUUAAAAAUCUCUUAUUAAUUAGCUUUUAGUGGAAGUACUUUGAAAUUCAGACUGCUCAUAAUCAUGAUAGUCUAGAGUUUCAAGUUUCUGUCAGAUGUUAUAUCAAUGUCAUGUCAUGUUCAUAGAAACACAUUUGAUCUAAUCAGUACCACUUAUAUAUCUACAUUGGAAUGGCUUUUAGACAGUUUGUUAAAGUUGUACCUUUUAACAAAUCAAACAAUAAAUGAUUAUGAUGUUUAGAAACUGUAUAGAAUAAGUGCAAGGACUAUAUCUCAAUGUUAUAUUAUCCCAUUAUUUUUAUUAUUAAAAAAUACAUUACUUGUUAUAAAAAGCAGUAAAAGAAUGUUAAUACUACAAUUUCUAUAGUAAAUUUAUACCAGGUGAGGAAAGAAAAGGGAAGGGGGGUGAGUAAAGUUGAGCCUGACUAUCAGUUAGCUUCUGUGCUUUAUAGUUUUGUUUUAACUAGCUGUGCAGGCAUAAUUGUUCAAUGAUGAGGCCAGUGUAUUUGAUUGUGAAGAGAGAGAAAGUGAUAGUGGAUUGUAGACAAAGAGAAAGGUGAUAUUUAAAACUUGAUUAUCUCUUAAAGCAAAAGAUUACAGGCUUUGUCUGCUUGUGGCACUGACCUAUAUUUUAAAACUCAAUGUAUUGUAUGUUUUAACUGCAGGGCUACUGCGUAGGGGAAAUGUCUGUCAAAAAUUCAAUGUCAAUAAAUAAAUAUAUUGAGAAUCUCA